Neoarius graeffei (lesser salmon catfish) is the source of this 2915-nucleotide messenger RNA. RefSeq names its product double PHD fingers 3 (gene dpf3). Bases 38 to 1255 code for a protein of 405 amino acids. Gene Ontology annotation, cellular component: nucleus; nBAF complex. The transcript is spliced from 10 exons. The record is from RefSeq and is a predicted model, not a curated record. NCBI's taxonomy places the organism in Eukaryota, Metazoa, Chordata, Actinopteri, Siluriformes, Ariidae. Gene Ontology annotation, biological process: nervous system development.
UCUAAGAUUUGGGUUUAUUGGGUUACAGUGUGACAACAUGGCGACUGUCAUUCACAAUCCACUAAAAGCUCUCGGAGAUCAGUUCUAUAAGGAGGCCAUCGAGCACUGUCGCAGCUACAACACCCGCCUGUGUGCCGAGCGCAGCGUCCGAAUGCCGUUCCUGGACUCGCAGACGGGCGUGGCUCAGAACAACUGCUACAUCUGGAUGGAGAAGCGACACAGAGGACCAGGACUGGCUGCGGGUCAGAUGUACACCUACCCCGCCCGCUGCUGGAGAAAGAAGAGGCGACUGCAUCCGCCAAUCGAUCCUCAGCUCAGACUGUGUGAACUCAGGCUUGAAGCAGAGUUGAUGCCGAAGAGAGAAACUCCCCCGGUGGAGGCCACGGCUCUGGAGGCGCUGAUCAGAGGAGACGCCCUUCUGGACAAAAGGAGCAGCAGCUCCAAGGAGGAAGAGACUCUGCUGGAGAUUCAGAGGGUGCUCGAGGCUGAGGAAAACGGAGACGGUUUCCAUGACGACGACGACUUCGAAGUGGAGACGCCGAAGAAGAAGCAGAGAAAUAAAGGCAGGGGUCGAGGUUCGAGCCGUAAGAAGACGGAGGCGGUGACGGGUGACGAGCAGGACAAACCCUACGUGUGUGACAUUUGCGGUAAGCGUUAUAAGAAUCGGCCCGGUCUGAGUUACCACUACACUCACACACACCUGGCUGAGGAGGAAGGGGAGGAGGAGAGAGAACCUGAGAUCCCUCAAUCACCACCGGAAAUUAAGACCCAGAACCACAAGCUGCAGAAGGGAGCUGACGGUGUGAUUAUCGCUAACGACUACUGCGACUUCUGUCUUGGGGACUCUGGCUCGAACAGGAAGACGGGACAAGCCGAGGAGCUGGUGUCCUGUUCAGACUGCGGACGCUCCGGCCACCCGACAUGUCUUCAGUUCACGGAGAACAUGAUGCACGCGGUGAGGACGUACCAGUGGCAGUGCAUCGAGUGUAAAUCGUGCAGCCUGUGUGGCACCUCGGAGAACGAUGUAAGAGCUUUGAACACUCGUAACGUUCUCGUAUCGCUGGUGCGUUCUUCAAACCUGAUGAGUGUGUGUGGUGUCUCACAGGAUCAGCUCCUGUUCUGUGACGACUGUGAUCGAGGAUAUCACAUGUACUGCCUCAAACCUCCCAUGACUCAACCACCUGAAGGAAGCUGGAGCUGCCAUCUUUGUUUGGACUUACUCAAGGACAAAGCGUCUGCUUUUGGAGAACCAUAAGCACCGUAAAAGAAGUUUCCUUCUUCCAUAAGAGCAGAAUCGAGCGCCGACCUGCACAACGUUCAUCCACGUCGUCCACACAACACACAAAGCCACACACACUCCGUUCAGAAAUCUACCUCACAACAGCAACAGGAAAUACCUUUUUGAAAAUCCCGAAACCCACCAUCUGAGGAAAGGUCUUUGGUUUUAGCAUCCGCUUGAAAUCAGACUGAUGUCAAAUUAACAAGGUGCGAAUUUUUUAAUUGUUGUACAAACGUGUAUUUUAAUUCACUUCAGUAUGUCAUGUUAAUAUGUAUGAUAAAUGAUCUGUAUAAACCUUCACGCCAAAUGCUAGUCUGUUCCUGGUGUUUGUUGGUGUGUCAUAUUUUUUUUAGACAUGAUUUUGUUCGAUUUAAACUCCGCGCCCAAGGUGAAGCAGAGCUUUAAAGUGCAUAUCCUGGACCAAUUUAGUUUUUUUUUUUAAAUAUGAAAGUAUGUCCCUUGACACACUCAUCCAGAAGGGUAAUUUUGCACAAGGCCAUCUGUCUACAGCGGAAAAAAAUAAAAUAAAACGUGUCUGGAAAAAUCCCAAGGGAGUCUGGAGCCAGAAUCGUGACGUCACCUGCGGAAGCGCCAGCAGGUUUCAGUGCACAGCCUGUGUAGACCAAGUUUAGCAGCUAGCGAUUUUGCAUUGACAUAUGGAAUUGUCACCUGGGCGCAAUGUUACUUCACCUUUGGAUGAAGAAUAUAAUGAGAUGUCAGAAUUAUUUCUUACCCUGGCAACAGUCAACUUGUGAAUUGUCGAUUUUCUUGGUCUUUUUCUCGGCUCUGCUUGGUCCUCGGCUUCGAGGGCCUCAGUGGAUGCGGCACUUCGCUUUCUGUCAGGGGAGACGAACACGGCUGGCUCCUUUGGUGAUGCUGACACAGAUGGCGACAGUGUUGCUUUGGGCAUUCUGACAGAUGGAACCAGAACAUUGUUUAAGGAUUUUCCACUAGGAGACCAACUGGUCCGGGCAAUGCAAUCACAGGCCCCAGAGUCCAUGCGGCUGCACCGCUGCGGCAUAUUCUGUGAUGCAAAUUGCCGCAUUACGAAUCCUCGUUUCAGCCAGCAUAAUAUCAACAUAGUUAAUGCAGUGCCAAAUUUUCCUUGUUAAAUGUAUACUUACAUGGUACUUGGUUAAUUCAUUGCAACUGAUUGAACCAAAUGAUAAGACAUAACUUGGUUUAAAAUUUGGUCUCCCAGUGAAGCUGGUUUGGCAUUGACUAGGAGACCAAAUCUGGCCACUGGGAGACCAUUUGGUCUCCCAGUAACUAUGUUAAAAAACGCUCUGGAUGGAACUGCGUCUUUUUUCAGAUCAAGUUGCCUCGCAAAGCCCAUUUCCCACUGCAAAUAGUCCUCAAAGUCGUCAGGCCUUGUGAAGUGAGCACCGCAAAUAAUGCUGUAGUCUGUAGCAUGUAGCCAGUUUUUCCGGGUGCCUUGCACGAAGCGCUUCCAUGUCUCUCUCAUUGUCCGGUCUUUUGGGAAAUGAUGAGUACUAAUCCCAUCAAGAUUGGUGUUGCUACACCCUCCUACGAUACAUCUGUUAACCAUUUUAAUAAUUACGCGAUAACGUUGAAGAAAUUUGCAGAAAACCACCAGGUCGUUUUCUCAUAAACAAACCAGCGCUGACGUAGGAUU